This is a messenger RNA of Marmota flaviventris (yellow-bellied marmot), 1722 nucleotides long. NCBI's taxonomy places the organism in Eukaryota, Metazoa, Chordata, Mammalia, Rodentia, Sciuridae. The record is from RefSeq and is a predicted model, not a curated record.
AUGCCGCUGCCACCCAAAUGUGCCAUGUCCUCCCUGGACUUUGCCUGGGUGGGACAGGGUUUCAUUCAGACAUCCAGCAGCCAGCAGGAUCUGGGCUGUACAGCUGUGGCCAUCAGUCAUCCAGACCCUGCUCGUGGCCCUCAAUGUAUGCUACUACAACUAAAGGUGGUGGUGGCAAUAGCCAAGUUACAGACUGCUCUCAAGUUGCCUAUCUCCCUCCAUCACUGGAACAUGGUCACAGAGUCCUCAAGCCCUGGAGCAUCUCUGAAUCCAGCAGCUUCACCAACAGAGACUGAGCUGAGAAUAAGUGAGAUCCGGGAGAAACUAGACCAAAUGAUACCGCCCAGACCCUUCACCCAUGUGAACAGCAUCACCAGUGCCACACAUAGCACAGUCACCAUCCUCAACCCUAGAGACACAUACUGCAGGGGGGACCCGCUGGAUAUUCUGCUGGAGGCCAGGGACCACCUGGGACACAGGAAGGAAUAUGGAGGGGACUUCCUCAGGGCCAGGAUGUCCUCCCCAACCCUGAAAGCAGGAGCCUCAGGAAAGGUGAUGGACUUCAACAAUGGCACCUACCUUGUCAGCUUCACUCUGUUCUGGGAGGGCCAGGUCUCCCUGUCUCUCCUGCUCAUCCACCGUGAAGGGGUGUCAGCUCUCUGGAGGGCAAGGAACCAAGGCUAUGACAGGGUGAUCUUCACAGGCCAGUUCAUCAAUGGGUCCACACAGGUCAAUACUGAUUGUGCCCUGAUUUUAAACUCAAGCACUGAACUAUGCCAAUACCUGGAUGCUCAAGACCAAGAAGCCUUCUACUGCAUGAGGCCUCAGCAUGUUCCCUGUGCUGCAAUCAUCCAAAUGCAUUCCAAGAACAAGGAAGUUUCCUAUCUUAGCAAACAAGAAAGGACCAUAUUUGUAAGGUCAAAUGUGGGUGUGGAGAUUAUGAAAAACUUCAAUGUGAUUAGUGUCUCCAAAUGCAACAAAGACCCAGUUCCACUAAAAGAGAAAUGCAAGCCUCGCAUGACAUCCACAAUCCCCAGUGGGCAUGUCUGGAAAAAAAUAUGGCAUCCUGGGCCCUGCAGUUUGGCUCCAAUCAAAAUGAAUGAGUGCCUGAGAGGAAAAUCCAUUUACCUAUUGGGAGAUUCCACCAUCCGCCAAUGGAUUGAAUACUUCAAAUCCAACAUCAACACACUCAAGACAGUGAAUCUGCACGAGCAUGGAAAAAUGCAAAGCGAACUAGUUGUGGACUUGGAUAGGAAUAUCAACAUCCAGUGGCAAAAACAUGCUUAUCCCUUAGUUGGAUCAUCUACUUAUUCAGUCAAAGAUAUUGAGUACAUGGCCCGAGUCAUUGACAGAACUGAAGGAGGAAAAAACACUGUCAUUGUUAUUUGUCUGGGCCAGCAUUUCAGACCCUUUCCCAUUGAUGUUUUCAUCCGAAGGGCCCUCAAUGUGCACAAAGCUGUUCAGCGCCUACUUCUGAGAAGCCCAGACACCACAGUCAUUAUCAAGAGAGAAAACAUCAGGGAGAUGCACAAUGAUGCGGAAAGAUUAAGUGAUUUUCAUGGCUACAUUCAAAACCUUGUCAUGAUGGACAUUUUUCAAGAUCUCAAUGUGAGCAUCAUUGAUGCCUGGGAUAUCACAAUUGCAUAUGGCACAAAUAAUGUCCACCCACCUCAAUAUGUAGUUGGAAAUCAAAUUAAUAUAUUCUUAAAUUAUAUUUGCUAG